UUACCAACAACAAAGAGGAAAUAUAAGGAAUCAGAAAACGCUCAACUGGCAGUCUUGGACACGAAAAAUAAUGCAAUUCUAGGAUACAGAAAACGGGAGACGUUGCAUUUGAGACAUGGAAGCCUUUAAACUUAUGAGGGAGCUGAAGGCAAAUUUCGAACAAGAGUCGAUCUAUCUACCGAGGGAGAAGGGACUGAACCUACUGGAGUCUACCCUGGAGAAUGACAAACAAAUCUCAGCAAAAUGCAGGGAUGCCAAAGUUGAAGAUCUUUGGAGCCUGACCAGUUUUUUCGGUUAUAGUACACAGACCUUUGUGCAGGCAGUCAACCUACUGGAUAGGUUCCUGGCCAUGAUGAAGAUCCAACCCAAGCACUUGUCCUGCAUCGCCAUCAGCUGUCUCCACAUAGCAGCUAAACUGGUUGAGGAGGAGUGCAACAUCUCAUCCCCCCCUGACCUGAUUCGCAUCAGCCAGUGCAAGUUCAGCAGCACAGACCUCGCCCGAAUGGAGAAGAUCAUUUCAGAAAAACUGAACUUUCAGUGCAAAGCUGUCACUGCCUUCACAUUUUUGCACCUAUACCACGAAAUAACCCUCUUGCAUACUUCAGAAAGGAAAAGCAGUAUGAGUCUCGACAAACUGGAAGCCCAGCUAAAAGCCUGCCUUUGUCGAAUCGUUUUCUCAAAAGCCAAACCGUCAGUGCUGGCACUGUCCCUUCUGGCCCAGGAGAUCGAAGCCAUCCAGUCUGUAGAUAUGCUAGAAAUCGCCCAGUGUAUUCAAAGGCAUCUAAAGAUCGCUGACGGGGAGCUCCUGUACUGGAGGGAGUUAGUGGCCAAGUGCAUGACGGAUUACUCUUCGCCCGAAUGCAGUAAGCCAGACAACAAGAAACUGGUGUGGAUCCUGUCCAGUCGAACGGCACAGAAUCUACACCGCAGCUACUACAGCGUCCCAGAACUGCCAACCAUUCCCGAGGGGGGCUGGGAUGAAAGUGCCAGUGAGGAUUCCUGUGAGGAUAUGAGCUGUGGAGAGGACAGCCUGAGCAGUGACAUGGAGGGGCCCAGUUCCCCACCCCACUUUCCCCAGCGUCCCUCUGCACUACACAGCUACAGAGACCCCGCAUACCUGGGUGCUACCUGUCCUUUCUAGCUUUCAAAUCAUUUCAAUUGGGGGCUCUGUUGUUCUUGUGGCACCUAAUCCUCUCAACGCACAACAAAUCGAUUAUACUGUACAUCUUUUUUGCGGUUGCGUUAGAAGUUAAAACGUGGACAGAAUUGCGUUCUUCAGGCAGCUUGGUGAUAUUGAACGUCUGUAGCUGUGGGGUGCAGUAGUGUGUGCGUGUUUGGAUUCGCCACAUUCCAGGUGACUUAACAGCACAAAGCUGAGGUGCAAUAAACCUAUAAACAAGGACUGUUCAAUACUAGGGAGUACUUUCCUAGUUUGUGUACUUUGCACUGUUUUGUAUAUUGCGCAUGAUUUAUUUAUGGUGAAUGCUGUUAGCGAGGUUGGCCAAGUCGUGUCACCCUUCCAAUUUUUUUAUUUUUUUUUCCCGGUUAAGUUUAAUAUUCAUAAGUUUGCAUGGUGUAGAAAUAUUGUGUUUGUGUAAACCUAAAGGUGCCAACUGAAGCAUGAUUUAUUACUGUGUGAUAGUCGUCGUUUUGAUUAUAUGGGAAAAUAAUGCUGACUGAAUGUCGCAAUGUAAAAUAUGUUCAUAGUGGAAAUGUUCCAAUGUAACUUUGUAAAAAGGCAAAAAAAACAAACAAACUUUGUUAUUAAUAUGCUGUAGACUAACUUAUUUUUAAAACUAUUUUCUUGGUUGGCAAAAGGAAACCUGCAAAUAAAAAAAAAGAAAUACCUUUUCCAGUCA
Conger conger (European conger) is the source of this 1859-nucleotide messenger RNA. RefSeq names its product cyclin G2 (gene ccng2). The coding region runs from base 116 to 1141 and encodes 341 amino acids. The record is from RefSeq and is a predicted model, not a curated record. Gene Ontology annotation, molecular function: cyclin-dependent protein serine/threonine kinase regulator activity. Gene Ontology annotation, biological process: mitotic cell cycle phase transition; regulation of cyclin-dependent protein serine/threonine kinase activity. Lineage: Eukaryota; Metazoa; Chordata; Actinopteri; Anguilliformes; Congridae. The transcript is spliced from 8 exons. Gene Ontology annotation, cellular component: cytoplasm; nucleus; cyclin-dependent protein kinase holoenzyme complex.